AUGCGUCACGACUUACACCUGUGUCGGUUGCAAGAACAACGUGCUACCGAAGAGGCCGAUCGCCUCGUUCGUGCCCAGAUUCGGGAGCGAAGAUAUCAGUUGGUCAGAGCUCAUAACUACUAUCGACAAUUUGUGCAAGAGUUUCGCAGAAAGAAAAUCGCCAAGGUCGUUGAGGAAGAGCAGGUGUUCCGUCGAUUUUUUGAGCAAAUGUUGAUGCAAGAGAAGGAGUACUUGAGGGAGCUACAAAAAUGGGAACAUGAUGAUAGACAAGCUAAAAUCUCGUUGUUUGAGCAAAAGCUUUCUGGAUUGGAGCAUUGUCAACAAAUUCGUAUGUCCCUCAUGAAGGAGAAGCUCAAAGAGGAACACGACCGGCGAGUAGCCGCUGCACGUCAGGAGCGAUUGCUACUUGCCCAACGGAAGCGCGAGUUACGAAAACUUUUGGAGAUGCGUAUACGUGAGAUGCAGCAGUGUCUGCUGUCCAGUCAUGAUAGUGCUUACUUCAGGGAACGAGAUGGGGAACGCUCGGUUCUACAUUCCAGCGGCUUUGUCUACUAGCGUUCCGGAUCUGUUGUGCCCCUCGUUUUGAGGUGUUGUAUUAGCCCAUCACCAUAUCAGUCAACCUCUUUUCUUUGCUCAAUUGUCCCUUCCCUUCUGCUCAGUGCUUCGGCAGCUUGUGCUUGUAACGUAUUUUUGAGUUCACUUACCUCACGUGUGAAGCGAGUCCGGAUUGUCUCGUGAGUACGUCUGCCGACUACGCUGUUCGUUUACUUGCAAUCAACACCUUGAGAAAACAAGACGACAUCAUUUCGUGCUCUCUUAUCACAUGCAAACCGGA
Molecule: messenger RNA, 835 nt
Organism: Dicrocoelium dendriticum
Lineage: Eukaryota; Metazoa; Platyhelminthes; Trematoda; Plagiorchiida; Dicrocoeliidae
Source: the annotation of a GenBank genome assembly